This is a messenger RNA of Alternaria atra, 1710 nucleotides long. RefSeq lists its product as uncharacterized. The transcript has 4 exons. The record is from RefSeq and is a predicted model, not a curated record. Gene Ontology annotation, molecular function: acyltransferase activity, transferring groups other than amino-acyl groups. The coding region runs from base 1 to 1710 and encodes 569 amino acids. NCBI's taxonomy places the organism in Eukaryota, Fungi, Ascomycota, Dothideomycetes, Pleosporales, Pleosporaceae.
AUGCCUUUCAAAUUCGUGACGGUGUCGCAUCCCGAUCCGCUCAAGGACCGAAAGAAACAGGAAGGUAUCCGGCAGCAUGCCAUACGUAACAGCAUACAGCGUAGCCGAGUUGAUCGUAUAAAGCGGAGAGAUCUAUUUGUGCCUUUUGUAGCAAACGAAAAGCGACAGAAGCGGUUCCCAGUUGUCUUUACGAAAACAUCAUCUAUUGGAUUGACGGAUCCCUUCAACACGUUUUGCGCCUUUCCUGAAAGGCUGCGCAUCCUUUUGCGACAUCCAUCGGCGAAGCAAGCAGGUGAACCAGUCUUCUGUAUCGAAGAUUCGGGCAAGGUCUUCUUCCAGGGCAUGGACAACGUCCUCAAAGGCGCAUUGACGGGCCCCAUCCUGUUCUACGCCCUAUCGCUCGUCCUCACGCUUUCGGCUAACGCCAACGUUCCAAAUGUCGAGAUACUCACGUACCGCGGCAAGCUCCUCCAAGGCAUGCAAACCGCUAUGGUAGACCCUGGGUGGAAGCCAACGGCAUCUACUAUCACCGUUAUGCUUAUGCUCAUCGGAUAUGAUUAUCGCAUUGAGACCGGUGAUGCCGGCAGCAUCUUCACACAUAUACGCGGAGUACAGAUGAUGAUGAGCUUGUACCAAGCGGGGAACAUCGCCGUUGUUGCACAAAUGCAACGCGCCUUGUUCUGGCAGGAUCUGUUUGGUUGCUUUGUUCUGAAUACAAUGCGUUCGAUUUCGCACAAGAUGUAUGAUGGUUGGAAGAAUCCACGGCAUAUAGAUACCCAGCUCUGCUGUGCAACACCUAACGGAUUUUCUGGCAUGGUUGGAGAUUGGCUGAUAGAAUUCGCCAUCAUACUGGAAGACCUGGCUAUGCUUUGUAAAACCGUGGACGAACGUGCAAUUACAGGAGAUACGCCAUUUGUUGAUGAUACUCCAGCGAAUCUGGAGUCUCGGUUGGUAGACUUGCUUAGCACGUCUCGCCUUUCACAGUCAUUUGCGGAUCCCAUUUACGAAGCAUGUAUCUACGCGGUCUACCUAUGCUGCACAUCACCACGACUACAUCUUCCUCCACCAACAUCGUUCAGCAUGGCGAUCAUCUUGCGGGAAGUCUCCGAUACUGACAUCGCACGAGCUUGCGAAAUUGAGUCUCUUGCUUAUAAAGACAACCCUCUCAACCCGAUUCUCAACCCGGGCCCGUUUUUCCCUGGAGCGCUACAACAAAGGAUCCAGCAUAUCGUUGAGAUGAGGAACAACGACUCUACUGCACAUUACAUGCAGGCUUUCGACGAUGGAACUGGUCAGAUGGUGGCAUGGGCGAAAUGGCAUAUUUUCGAGACCACCGAGGCGGCGGCCGCCUCCUUCAAGCCUCUACGCUUCGGGCCUGGAAUGGAUCCGGAAGCAUGCAAGAUUUUCUUUGAAGGGAUGGCUGAGAGGCGGAAAGCUAUUAUGGCGGAUAAGCCAUACAUCUAUCUCCAACUGCUAUAUACGCACCCAGACUUUCAGGGUCGUGGCGCGGGAGGUCUCCUUUUAAACUGGGGUACACAGCGUGCCGAAAAACUUGGUCUUCCUAUCUAUCUGGCGUCCACUCCUGUCGGUCAUCGUUUCUACCGGAAGCAUGGGUUCAAGGAUGUCGAGGUCAUCCGGUUCGGUUUCACAAGUUCUUGUGGACCCAUCCAUGAACAGCCAUUGAUGUUGUGGGAACCUUCAAGGCCGUGA